AUGGAAAAUGGGGGGGGUAGUUUUUCAUUUGAUAUGCUUGAUAUGAUUAAUAGUAAUUAUACUUCAAAGUCAGGAAAAAAAAAUAAUAAAAAGAACAAGGAAGAUAAAGAUGAUAAUAUACAUUUAAGAAAUAUAGUAAAAGAUAUGAAGGAUAAUUUAAUAGAAGAUAUUGAUGAUUUUAAUAAUAAUAAUUCUACUAUUUUUGGUGAAAAUAAGGAAGUAAAUAAAUUAUAUGAAAAAAAGAAAAAAAAAAGAAAAAAAAAUUUUGAUAAUUCCAAUGAAAAUGUAAAUAGAAAAGUAUCAAAUAAAGAAACAAAAAAAGAACAAAAUAAAAUAAAUGAUAAUCAAAAUAAAUUAGGUUAUAUAUCUUAUGAUAAAAAAAAUAAUAUUAUAAAUGAUGAAGAUAUGUCUAUAAACAGUAAUUCAGAUAGUUUUCUUUUUUUAACGGAUAAUGAAUAUCAAAAAAUAAAUGAAAAAGAUAAUUAUAAUGAUAAUAAUAAAUCAAUAUUAUUAUAUAAAGAAAAUUAUGAUAAAAAUGAAAUAAGUCAAAAAAAUGAUUUAUCAAAUAAUGAUGAUAAUUUAAAUUAUUUCUUAUAUAAUAAGAAGUUCUCUAAUUAUCAUGAUGAUAAUUUUAUUAAUUCAAAAAUAAAUGAAAUGGAUAUAUUAGACAAACAGCUAAUUUCCAAAACAUCUUUUCCUCCUUAUGAAUGUACUAAUUGUAAUAUACUUUUAAAAGAAAUAACUACAAGAAAUUAUUUGAACUUUUCAACUUUAAAUGAAUACAUAAAUCAAAGUGAACAUAAUUUACUUUUAUUAAAAAAUAAAAAAAUUGAUCAACUCGAAAAAGUAAAUAAAAAUAUAAUGAAUAAAAUGAAACAACUAAAAAAGGAAAAUACACUUUUGAUCGAUAAAUUGAAAUAUUUCCAAACAAAUUUCAACCAAUUAGAUAUUAACCUUAAUAAAUUAAUUGAAGAAAAUAAAAUAUUGAAAAGUAUUAAUGAUGAUCUGGAGAAAAAGGUACAUAUGAAUGAAGCACUUUCCUCAAAUGAUGAACAAAAAAACAAGAUAAUACGAAAAAAGAAAAAGGAAAGGGCAAAGGGGAAGGGGAAGGAAUUAUUUGAAAAUUCGAUAGAUAAGGAUAUAUUCUCGGACACUUAA
Plasmodium falciparum 3D7 is the source of this 1158-nucleotide messenger RNA. RefSeq lists its product as uncharacterized. The record is from RefSeq and is a predicted model, not a curated record. NCBI's taxonomy places the organism in Eukaryota, Apicomplexa, Aconoidasida, Haemosporida, Plasmodiidae.